This is a messenger RNA of Rhodotorula toruloides NP11, 1056 nucleotides long. RefSeq names its product 37S ribosomal protein s5. Gene Ontology annotation, biological process: translation. The coding region runs from base 1 to 1056 and encodes 351 amino acids. Gene Ontology annotation, molecular function: structural constituent of ribosome; RNA binding. Gene Ontology annotation, cellular component: ribosome. The transcript is spliced from 3 exons. The record is from RefSeq and is a predicted model, not a curated record. Lineage: Eukaryota; Fungi; Basidiomycota; Microbotryomycetes; Sporidiobolales; Sporidiobolaceae.
AUGUCACUGCGACAGUGCGCCACCGCACUCGCACGCUCACUGACACGGCAACAACCACCCGCCCGUGCCCUCUCCUCCACCGCCGCCUCCCUCGCCCCCUCGACUCCCCCUCCUCCUCCAAUCCAACAAGACACCGACGCCGUCCACGAGUGGGUCCGCACGCGUCCCCGUCCUCACACGCCCCGCAACCCACGGACAGACCUCCGCCACCGCCCCGACGCGCGCUACCUCGACUCGCUCGUCGGCGCCGACCUCUCCUCCUUCGACCCCGUGCUCGACCUCCAUCCCUCGCAGCACUCCGUCCUGCGCGCGGCAGACUCGACCUUCAAGGCGAGACAGCCCAACGAUGUCCUCGUCACCACCAUCAACCGCGUCCCCGGAGAGGUCGGGUACCGCCAGAAGAAGCCGGGCAGCGUCGCGCCUUCGAAGCGCAUGAGGGGCGAGGAGGCCUCGAUCGAGCACCUCUCGCAAGUCACCCAACUCUCGACAGGCGAGAUCCGCAACCUGUACCGCUUCGCGCUCGUCAUCAAGCGCGUGGUCAACAUGAAGGCCAAGGGCAAGCAGCCCUCGAUCUACGCCCUCGUCGUCACCGGCAACGGCCACGGGCUCGUAGGGUGCGGAGAGGGCAAGGACGACGCGGCGGGCAAGGCGGUACAAAAGGCGUUUGCGCAGGCAGUCCGCUCGAUGGACUAUGUCGAGCGGUACGAGGAGCGCACCGUCUGGGGAAACAUGAACAGCAACUUUGGCACCUGCAAGAUCGAGAUGCGCUCGCGUCCACCCGGCUUCGGCCUCCGCGUGAACCCGCACAUCCACCAAGUCGCGAAAGCAGCAGGCAUCACCGACCUCUCUGCGAAAGUCUACGGCUCGCGCAACCCCGUCCGCGUGAUCAAACUCGCCUGCGCCAUGUUGCACGGCGGAACCAACCCCGUCGACAUGGGUGGAUUCAUGUUCGCUGCCGGACAGCGGAGGAACAAGAAAGUGAACGGGAUGAUGACGGCCGAGGAGGUUGGAAAGGCGAGGGGGAGGAAGGCGAUCGAUGUCUCGCAUGGGAGGUAA